This is a messenger RNA of Centruroides sculpturatus (bark scorpion), 2331 nucleotides long. RefSeq names its product dual specificity mitogen-activated protein kinase kinase 4-like. Gene Ontology annotation, molecular function: JUN kinase kinase activity; ATP binding. NCBI's taxonomy places the organism in Eukaryota, Metazoa, Arthropoda, Arachnida, Scorpiones, Buthidae. The record is from RefSeq and is a predicted model, not a curated record. The transcript has 6 exons. Gene Ontology annotation, biological process: protein phosphorylation; MAPK cascade. Bases 17 to 775 code for a protein of 252 amino acids.
UGUAUUUGAUUCUUUUAUGUCAUUAUAUUUGUAUACAUUUGUAUGUUUUAAUAUAGCAGAAAAAAGAGGCCAUUUGAAACUGACAUUUAAUAGUACAAGCAGUAGAAAAAGUCAGACAACAUUUCCAGGCUGUGGUUAUGCUGUUCCCAUUGAGAAAGGUUUAGUUCCAAGAAGCAUUCAGUCAUCUGGAAAAUUAAAAAUAUCUCCUGAAGUUACUUAUGAUUUUACUGCUGAUGAUUUAACUGAUUUGGGAGAAAUUGGUAGAGGAGCAUUUGGUACAGUAAAUAAGAUGGUUCAUAAGAAAAGUACAACAGUAAUGGCUGUAAAAAGAAUUCGGUCGACAGUUGAUGAAAAAGAACAAAAACAAUUACUGAUGGAUUUAGAAGUAGUGAUGAAAAGUAAUGAUUGCCCGUUCAUUGUACAGUUUUAUGGAGCAAUUUUUAAAGAGGGUGAUUGUUGGAUUUGUAUGGAAUUGAUGGAUACUUCUUUGGAUAAAUUUUACAAAUUUAUUCAUGAGAGGCAAAAGCUUAGGAUACCAGAAAGCAUUUUGGGAAAAGUAACUGUUGCAGUAAGUAAUGCGAUUAUAGAAGUAGCUACAGGAAAAUUUCCUUAUCCUAAAUGGAACAGUGUAUUUGAACAAUUAACACAAGUUGUCCAAGGUGAUCCACCACAGUUAAGUCUUCAAGACAAUGGAAAUUCAUUCACUUUAGAAUUUGUAAAUUUUGUUAAUACAUGGUAUGUAUAUUUUAAUUUAAGGUUAAUCUUUUCAAUAUAACUUGAUAAACCUAUAACUUUGAAAAAAUAAAAAUGACUGUUUAAGACUGCAAUUAAAUAUAAAUACAAAAAAACUAAGUCAGAAAUACAUGGUACUCUAUAAAAUUCUCAUCUUAGGCAAUUUGGAACAACAAACUGGUUAUUGCUUCAAAAUGUAAAUGUACUUAUUUACCAAUUUUCAAUCUAGACAUGGUAUUUACUGCAUUCAUUGAAUGUCCUCAAAAUAAAAGAAACAGGAUGUAGAAAAUAUAUAUACAUUUAUGUAUGUAUAUAUAUGUUCUCAAAUGAGAAAAGAAAGUAUACAUAUUCAAAGUGAAAUUUCUUUGUUUUGUCCCACCGAGAAUAGAUUUUUAGUUGCCUUCUUGGAUGUUUACUUGCUUGAAUUUGACAAACUCAAGCUCCCUCUGUGUUUGUCUUAGUCAUAAUUAACAUUGAAGUAUUCAACAUUUUUGGUAAUAUUAGUUUUUUUAAAAUAUCAAUGUGUUAAGAAAGCAGAACAGCCUUUUUCUCACUGCUUUAAAAUUGAUGUGGACAGGCCUGAAAUGCAAAUACAGAGCAUAAAGCACAAAUGCAGAUGGAAAUAAAAACAUAAUAUUUAAUGAAGUUUGUCAAAAUCAAAUAGAGCAAGUUUCUUUUUAUGAACUGAAAAUUUUUUUAUUGAAGUUUUUUUUUAUUUGUGGUUUUAGGCCCCUUACCGCUCAGAGAGCACAAAGAGGCCAAGAAGAUUAUGUAUUUAAGAGGGUUUGCGUGGUUGGUGUCCCUAAGUGGGCUAAUAGACAUCCCAAGUAGGGCUUAUGAUGACUAGUCCCUUGUGAGGGCUCAUAAUUUUGUGUGUGUAUGUUGUGUUUUAGAUUUUAUUCUGCAUGUUAUAUCUUAUGUAAUGUUUAUUUAACUUACCAAAUUUCCAUUGAUCAAGAGGAAGGGAAAGGUAGAAAGGAUAGUUACAGUAUUCAUUUCUAACCAGCCUGACCUAACCGGUAUUGAAGUUUAACCAAUAGGAGUCAUUCUAGUCAUGAGUAUCUUGAUUCAAAAAAUGGUGAAGACUUUUUCUCUGGCAAAUGCAGAAAUCAAAAGUUGUUUAAAUCUAAAUUCAUUGUAAGAUUUAUUUCACAUAUUAGAGGUUAUUAUUAAAGUUUAUUAGUUUUUAACAUUUCACUUUGUUGUUUGAUAUUAGCUCUUGCUGAUCAUAUUAACUGUAGUUUAUAUAUCAAUGUAUCAUUAGACUUUAAUCAUGUAUGUUAUAUUUUUGAAACAAUUUAUGAAUUCAUUAAUGUCAAUUAUGGUAUUUUUUCAUUGCACUAUUCCAUAAAAUCUAUCAUAUAAGCAAAAUAAAUAUUGAUAGCUGAUUUCAUUACUUAUGUUUUUGUCAAGCCAUUCAAUUCAAUGCUUAUUUAAGUUUUCAUCUUUGACAGUUCUAACUAAUGAGAAUUAAUAACAGAGGUAUAAUGCAUAAAGCUUUUUGUUCAUGUCCCACAGAUUCUUUUGGAGAAAAAAGUUUUGACAGUAAUGCCAGAAUAAAUGCAAUUUUCUACUUCUACAACUUUGUCUUGCUCCAUC